CAUUCAGCCAGGUUGCAUGCUAAAAUGUCCGUCAUAGAGGAAGAGGAGGGGAAAGAGGAGGAGGAGGAGAAGAGUGGUGAGGCUACACAGGAGUCGCCAACGAUGGAGCAGACCAGCCAAGCUGAGACGGAGAGGAAGCCUGUGGGACACCAUGCACGUUUUCAGAGCUCCUUCAGCUCUUUCAAGUUCAACUUCAGUCCCAUCAGCUUGGUGGACAUGAUUCUAACAGGAGAGGAGUGGUCACCAUUCCUGUCCAUCAAGGACAGUCCCGCCCCCUCACCGUCCAUUUACCAAGGUUAUGAUGAAGGCGACCAAUUAAAGACUGGACCAGAGUCGCGCCUUCCCAACGACGUUCAACAUAACCACGAGGACAUAGGCCUUUCUUUAUACGAGGCUGUUAGCUUCAGCCAAUCAAGUCCGAAUGAGAUUGUGGACAACCAAUCGGUCAACAGACAACAGGAAGUAGACAACAACAAUGGCACAGGAGCUGAUGCCAUUGCUGUCAUCAAACCGAAGAUACUAUUGGACAAUGAUGCAGCGGAGGAGAGUGAGUUGGACCACUCCAGACCCAUAUCUAAGGACAUCCAUGACUCUGUUGAAUUAUGCAAGUCCCCCAUAAGGACCCAAUCAAAGGACCUUCUUGACUUCCUCUGUGUUGAGUCACUUGGAGUUCUGGACAGUUCUGCUCAGAAACAUAAAAUUCGUCUGAGCAAAAAGAGAAAGCACAGACUUCCGGGGCUAAAGAAGACAAAAACAGAGACCUUCAAUAUAAGAUGCACUGCAAGCAAAGCCCCUGAAAUCAAAUUCCUCAAACCCUCUCCUCCUUCCCCCACAUCACUCCCUCCUUCCUCCUCUUCCUGCUCCUCUCCCUCCUAUGUCUUUCCGUCCUCUGUUUUCUACAACAUCCCUCCGUCCGCUGAAGAACAAGACCCUGUGACAUCACCGACACAGGACAACCUCUCUGAUAAGACCACUGAAAGCAGCAGAAAGCCAGGAUCAAGUCCCAAGCCGCCUCUGUCCAAAUUCAUGACAGUCCUGAGAGACAAAACCAAGUGGAAGCUUAAACAGUGAAGAAAACUAGGUCUUGGUGAUCCAAUAGUAACCCAUAGCUCCUUCUCAUAGCCCCUACCUCUAAGCCCUAGCCACUACCUCUUUAGUGUUUACAGUUUUAGGUGUGUACGCGAUAACAACGCAGCUGCACACAGUAAUGAAAUAUGUAUGCCUAUCUUUGAUCAAAUGAUUAUCUUGCUAUAUUGAGUGUGUUACCAACACUUUUAGUCACUAAUACAUUUUCUCUAACAUCAGUGUUAUGAGAUUCUGUAAGAUCUGAAUAAAUGUUGUUGUUUUUUUGUAUUUUUCUUUGGUAUUUUUCUUUUACCCCUUUUUCUCCCCAAUUUCGUGGUAUCCAAUUGGUAGUUACAGUCUUGUCUCAUCGCAGCAACUCGCGUAUGGACUCGGGAGAGGCGAAGGUCGAGAGCCGUGCGUCCUCCGAAACACAACCCAACCCAAUCAAGCCGUACUGCUUCUUGACACAAUGCCCACUUGACCCGGUGUGUUUCCUCUGCGCCAAUGUAUCGGAGGAAACACCGUACACUUGGCUACCGUGUCAGCGUGCACUGUGCCCGGGCCGCCACAGGAGUCGCUAGUGCGUGAUGGGACAAGGACAUCCCUGCCGGCCAAACCCUCCCCUAACCCGGACGACGCUGGGUCAAUCCAUGGGUCUACCGGUCGCGGCGACAGAGCCUGGACUUGAACCCAGAACCUCUAGUGGCACAAGACCACUGAGCCACUCGGGAGGCCCCUGAAUUUAUUAAUUUAAGCACAAGUAUAUGGUGUUGUAUGGUAAAAUGAUAGAGGGUCAUAAGAACUGAGAGAUCUGACUAUGAGCUAUUAUGAGGGAGUUUUCAGUAGCCAGCCUCUGU
Messenger RNA from Salvelinus fontinalis (brook trout), 1922 nucleotides. RefSeq lists its product as uncharacterized. Lineage: Eukaryota; Metazoa; Chordata; Actinopteri; Salmoniformes; Salmonidae. The transcript is spliced from 5 exons. The record is from RefSeq and is a predicted model, not a curated record. The coding region runs from base 25 to 1071 and encodes 348 amino acids.